Molecule: messenger RNA, 231 nt
Organism: Drosophila guanche
Lineage: Eukaryota; Metazoa; Arthropoda; Insecta; Diptera; Drosophilidae
Source: RefSeq, a predicted model, not a curated record
AUGUUUGACUGCUGUCGUCUUGUCUCCGGUUCUUAUGGGGCUGUUUUGUAUGUUUGUUGAGCUGCGUUCUGCCACGCAUUCCGUUGGUAUUUUACCAUUAAUACUUGUCUACUUAACGGUAAAUUACGGACAUUAAACGCACGCACACAGGGACAAAAGCGGAAUGAGGCUACGAAUAUACAGGGUCCUUUCUCGACGAUCAUCCUGUUCUGCAGAGUCUCUGAGCUCUGA